Molecule: messenger RNA, 1182 nt
Organism: Lotus japonicus
Lineage: Eukaryota; Viridiplantae; Streptophyta; Magnoliopsida; Fabales; Fabaceae
Product: prohibitin-3, mitochondrial
Exons: 2
Coding region: 94-933 (279 amino acids)
Biological process (GO): mitochondrion organization
Cellular component (GO): mitochondrion; membrane
Source: RefSeq, a predicted model, not a curated record
CUUUUUCUUCCUCACCAAGUUGGAUUUCGUGAAUAAAACCCUCACCCCCCUUUGUCUUAAGCCCUAAACCCCUUUCUCUCUCCAAAUCUCCAAAUGGGUAGCAACCAAGCCGCAAUCUCCUUCCUCACAAACGUCGCCCGCGCCGCCAUCGGCCUCGGCGCUGCCUCCGCCGCCGUCAACUCCUCCCUCUACACCGUCGAUGGAGGCCAGCGCGCCGUCCUCUUCGACCGAUUCCGCGGCAUCCUCGACGACACCGUCGGCGAAGGAACCCAUUUCCUCAUCCCAUGGGUCCAGAAACCCUACAUCUUCGACAUCCGCACUCGCCCCCACACCUUCUCCUCCAUCUCCGGCACCAAGGAUCUCCAGAUGGUGAACCUCACCCUCCGUGUUCUCUCCCGCCCCGACACCGAACGCCUCCCCGUCAUUGUCCAGAAUCUCGGUCUGGAGUAUGAUGAGAAGGUUCUCCCCUCGAUCGGCAACGAGGUGCUCAAGGCUGUUGUUGCUCAGUUCAAUGCCGAUCAGCUCCUCACCGAGCGUCCUCAGGUGUCGGCGCUGGUUCGCGAGAGCCUCCUCCGCCGCGCGAAGGAUUUCAACAUUCUCCUUGAUGAUGUUGCCAUCACGCACCUUUCCUAUGGUGCCGAAUUCUCACGUGCUGUUGAGCAGAAGCAGGUGGCGCAGCAGGAGGCGGAGAGGUCUAAGUUUGUGGUGAUGAAGGCUGAGCAGGAGCGGCGCGCUGCGAUUAUCCGAGCUGAGGGAGAGAGUGAAGCUGCAAAGCUGAUUUCUGAUGCGACGGCUGCGGUGGGAAUGGGGCUGAUUGAGCUUAGGAUGAUUGAGGCUUCGAGGGAAAUUGCUGCGACGCUUGCGAAGUCUCCCAAUGUGUCUUACCUUCCUGGUGGAAACAACAUGCUCAUGGCUCUUAAUGCUGGCCGUUGAUUGGUGUGGGGCUCAAUGAUAUGGUGUAAGGGCAUGCUUGGAAUGGUAUUGAGGUUUUCCUAUGCUGGAAGAAGUUUAGAAGACAAAAUUGUGGAGCCCAUCUCAAUUGAGCACCAUUUCAUAGUAAUUUUUUUAGAAGAAAAAAUUGUAAUAAGUUUGAGUGUUUGACUAUAAAUGGUUGUUUUUUUGAAGUUGUACAAUGGUGACUACACGCUUAACUAGUUGGAUUAAUUAGUUGCUCUUUAAUCA